This is a messenger RNA of Entelurus aequoreus (snake pipefish), 5630 nucleotides long. RefSeq names its product phosphatidylinositol-3,4,5-trisphosphate-dependent Rac exchange factor 2 (gene prex2). NCBI's taxonomy places the organism in Eukaryota, Metazoa, Chordata, Actinopteri, Syngnathiformes, Syngnathidae. Gene Ontology annotation, biological process: intracellular signal transduction. The record is from RefSeq and is a predicted model, not a curated record. The coding region runs from base 237 to 5069 and encodes 1610 amino acids. Gene Ontology annotation, molecular function: guanyl-nucleotide exchange factor activity; protein binding. The transcript has 41 exons.
GAGCGCCGGGAGGCCGGAUCUGUAUAAAAGUCACAUUGACUCACUUUAAACCGGCGUGCAUCCUUUCCUGUGUCACUUUUCACCCCACUGCUGGAUCUAUGUCACUUUUUUGGCGUAGUAUCCACUUUUGUCUACUUUACGCGAACUUCUUCUGCAGCCCUUUUCCUGUUGUGACCAUGCUGCAAAAAAGCGGCCACAACUAAAGGGCUGCUUUUGUGUUGUUUCGUCCAGCCACAAUGACGGAGGAGAGCAGGAGUGAGCACAGGGCUGAAAGCGGGAAGGAUUUGGAGAAGCAGCUCCGGUUACGAGUGUGCGUCCUGAACGAGCUUUUAAAGACUGAACGGGACUAUGUUGGCACGCUGGAGUUUCUCUCGGUGUUCCUGCAGCGUCUCAACCAAUACGCCGCCACCAAGAUGGACAAGAACAUCACAGAGGAAACGGUGAAGGUGUUGUUCUCCAACAUUGAGGACAUCCUGGCGGUGCACAGAGACUUCCUGUCCAUGGUGGAGGAGCGUCUCCAGCCCGACCCGCACGCUCACCACGAGAUCGGACGCUGCUUUUUGCACUUUAGGAGUCGUUUCCAGAUUUACGACGAGUACUGCGGCAAUCACGAGAAGGCUCAGAGGUUGCUACUGGAGCUCAACAAGAUCCGCAGCGUCCGCACGUGCUUGUUGAACUGCAUGUUGCUGGGAGGUAGAAAAAACACAGAGGUGCCACUGGAGGGUUACCUGGUGGCUCCCAUUCAGAGGAUCUGCAAGUACCCGCUGCUGCUACGAGAGCUGCUGAAGAGGACCCCUAAGAAGCACAACGACCACGCCCUGAUGCAGGAGUCCCUGCAGGUGAUGAAGGCCGUGUGCUCCAGCAUCAACGAAGCGAAAAGACAAAUGGAAAAGUUGGAGGUCUUGGAAGAAUGGCAGUCCCACAUCGAGGGCUGGGAGGGCUCCAAUAUCACAGACACGUGCACCGAGAUGCUCAUGCAGGGCGUCCUGCUGAAGAUUUCCGCCGGGAACGUGCAAGAGAGGAUUUUCUUCCUGUUUGACAAGCUCCUUGUCUACUGCAAGAAAAAAAACAGGCGUUUAAAAAACAGCAAGAUGGCCACCGAGGGUCCUCGUUACUUGUUCAGAGGCAGAAUCAACACGGAAGUGAUGGAGGUGGAAAACAUGGACGACGGCACGGCCGACUACCACAGCAGCGGUAACAUCGUCAACAACGGCUGGAAGAUCCACAACACGGCCAAGAACAAGUGGUUCGUCUGCAUGGCCAAGACGCCUGAGGACAAACAGGAGUGGCUGGAGGCCAUCAUGAAGGAGAGGGAGCGUAGGAAAAGUCUGACGCUGGGCAUGGAGCAGGACACUUGGCUGAUGGUGUCCGAGAAGGGGGAGAAGCUUUACCAGCUCAUGAGUAAGGGACAUCUCAUUAAGGACCGCAAACGCAAACUCACCACGUUCCCUAAGUGCUUCCUGGGAAGUGAAUUUGUAUCGUGGCUGAUGGAAAUCGGUGAGACGGGCAACCCGGAGGAAGGCGUUCAUCUGGGUCAAGCGCUUCUGGAGAAUGGCAUCAUCCACCACGUCACAGACAAACACCAGUUUAAAGCUGAGCCCGUCUUGUAUCGUUUUCGCUUCGAUGACGGAACCUACCACCCGAAAGGUGACAUGCACGACGUCAUCGCCAAGGGUGUUCGCCUCUUCUGUCGCCUUCACAGCCUCUUCACUCCUGUCAUCAGGGACAAGGAUUAUCAUCUGAGGACAUACAAAUCAGUGGUGAUGGCCAACAAGCUCAUAGACUGGCUUAUAGCGCAGGGGGACUGCAGAACGAGAGAGGAGGCGUUGAUAUUGGGGGUGGAGCUGUGUGACAACGGCUUCAUGCAUCAUGUGCUGGAAAAGAGCGAGUUCAAGGACGAGCCGCUGCUGUUCCGCUUCUUCGCCGACGAGGAGAUGGAGGGCUCCAACACCAAACACAAGCCCGUCAAGCACGACCUGAAAAUAGUGGAGAACGUCAUUUCCAAGUCUCUUUUGAUACGACCCAGUGAUGGAGGCUAUGGCUUCACCCUGGAGGAGAGGAACAAGGUGCCUAUCAUCAAAUCGGUGGAGAAGGGCUCCCCUGCUGAGAUGGCCGGCCUGGAGGCAGGCAAGAAACUGUUUGCCAUAAACGGAGACCCGGUGUUCCUCAGGCCUUUCUCUGAAGUGGAAGUCCUCCUUGGGCAGUGCUUCAACAGCAAAGGACCUGUCAGGGUCCUGGUCAGCACCAAGCCCAGAGAGACGGUGAAGAUUCCAGACUCGGCUGACGGUUUGGGAUUCCAGAUCCGUGGCUUCGGCCCCUCUGUGGUGCACGCUGUCGGAAGAGGCACAGUGGCGGCCAUCGCCGGUCUCCACCCAGGCCAGUGCAUCAUCAAGGUGAACGGCAUCAACGUGAGCAAGGAGAGCCACGCCAGCGUCAUUGCACACGUUACUGCGUGCAGGAAGUACAGGCGACCUACGCAGCAAGAUACAAUGAAGUGGGUAUACAACAACAGUGAAAGCGCCCAGGAGGACAGCCAGAGAAGCAACCAGAAGGCCACCCUGGAGGAGAACGGUGAUGGCUUUGAGUGCAAAGUUGAAGAGGUGAUGGACAAAAUCAACACCAUCGCCAUCAUUGACGGGAAGAAGGACCACGUCAGCCUGACGGUGGACAACGUCCAGCUGGAGUACGGAGUGGUGUACGAGUACGACAGCACGGCCGGCAUCAAGUGUCACGUGAUGGAGAAGAUGGUGGAGCCCAAGGGGUUCUUCAGCCUCACCGCCAAGAUCCUGGAGGCGCUGGCCCGUAAUGACGACACCUUGGUGCAGAUGUGCGGGAGCUUGACCUCCAGCUCUGACGUGAUCCCAGAGGAGCUGCGGGUGCGCUUCGAUGCCAUGAGUGGCGAGAAAGUGGAGCACAUAAACCGCCGCAUUACCAACUACAGGAAGUUCGCACGGGUCUUGAAGAACAGGGCCUGGCCCACGUUCAAGCAGGCCAAGGGGAAGGUGUCCCCCCUCCACAGCAGCGACUUCUGCCCCACCAACUGUCACGUCAACAUGAUGGAGGUGUCCUACCCCAAGACCACCACCUCGCUGGGCAGCGCCUUCGGCGUGCAGCUGGACAACAGGAAGAACAACCUGGAGAAAGGUGGACGCGUCGGCGCCGAGCAGGGUAAGCUGGGCCCCAUGGUUAACAUCCAGCACACCAUCACCUCCAUGGCGGCCCCUUCUGGACACAGUUUAGGCAGGACUGAGGGCCACGGCCUGCGUUUUUUACUCCGGGAAGAGGACCUGCUCACCUUGGAUGCUUACCAGAAGCUGCUCUACAAAUUGGCCACGGUCGUCAAGGAGAUGGAGACGCACGGCGGCCAUAUUCAUGACCUUUUAUCGUCCAUCACACACCCUCCAGCGUCCGAGCCCAAGAGCCCGGAGAGUUUCAUAUCUGCUGAGAGCGACGCCGACAAGGGCGAGCGCAAUGGGAAGAAAGUGUGCUUUAACGUGGCGGGGGACGAACAGGAGGACUCGGGACAUGACACCAUCAGCAACAGGGACUCGUACAGUGACUGUAACAGCAACAGAAACUCCAUUGCCUCCUUCACCAGCAUCUGCAGCAGCCAUUGCAGCUCCUACGUACACAGUGACGAGAUGGACUCGGGGGACGAGGUGGCCUCCAGUGUGUGGCUGUCCCACGAAAAACAGAAAAAGCUCCACAGCUUCCUGGAACAUCUUUUCAGCCAGGUGGACUCCAUCAUCAGCAUGCUGAGAGGACCAGUGGUCGCCCGGGCCUUCGAGCAAACCAAGUGCUUCACGCCGGGAAGAGGCUUACAAGAAUUUCAGCAAGAGAUGGAGCCAAAGAUGAACUACACCAAGAAGCUGCGUCUCCACGUCAAGCAGGAUCCUUGGAACCUCCCCGACAGCAUUCAGACCCUUACGCAAUUUAUCGCGAAAUAUGUCGAAGAAGUGAAGACCCGGCUGCUGUUGGUACUGCUGCAGUAUACAGACUCUGAGAUCCAGUUGCGCCGGGAUAUGGUGUUUUGUCAGUCUCUGGUCGCGGCUGUUUGUGCCUUCUCUGAGCACCUUCUGGCUGUUCUUAACCAGUUCCACUGUGUGGGCAAAGAGCCAGACCAGGACCCCCAGGACCUUCAGGAGGUCCAGGAAGCCAGCAGAAGGUGGCUAGAACAAAUUGCGAGUGUUGGGCUGCUCUUCCACUUCCAGUCGCUCCUCUCUCCCAACCUGACUGACGAGCAGGCCAUGCUGGAGGACACUCAGGUGGCCCUGACUGACCUGGAGAAGGUCACCUUCUACUUCCAGCAGUUUGAAGGGGAACCACUAGUGGCCAACAUGCCCAUCUCGUACCAGGUGGAGGGCCCUCGCCACAACCUGAAGGUUUGUCUCCAGCUGGAGAGCUUCUACUUCUCUCAGCUGCCUCUCAGGCUGAAGGGUGGCGGAGGAGUCAAAAUCUACCCGGUGCUCUUCACGCAAGCACUGGAGAGCAUGGAGGGUUACUACUACAGAGACAACGUCUCUGUGGAGGAGUACCAGGCGCAGAUCAACGCCGCCUCGCUGGAUAAAGUCAAACAGUACUGUAAGAGGCUAAGGGCUUUCUACAUGGAUCAGUCCAACAUGUCUCCAAGCUCUGCACCCAAGGCUGCCCUCAUAGAUAAGCUGAUGCGGCCCCUCAACGCUCUGGAUGAGCUCUACCGCCUGAUGGAGAGCUUCAUCAGCUGCCGCCGCACCGCCGCCUGCCAGUACACCGCCUGCGGGGCGUCCGGUUUGGGCCUCCUGCCGGUGGCCUCGGAGCUGUGCUCGCGCCUGGGGGCCACGCACAUCGUCAUGUGCAACAGCGGCGUUCACCGCUGCACCCUCAGCGUGACACUGGAGCAGGCCAUUCUCUUAGCUCGGAAGCACGGCCUUCCCCCUCGCUGCAUCAUGCAGGCCACCGAUGUCAUGAGGAAACAGGGUGCCAGGGUUCAGAAUUCCGCCAAGAAUCUGGGCGUGAGGGAUCGGACGCCAUCCUCUGUGCCAAGGUUGUACAAGCUGUGCCAGCCUCCGCCCCCUGAUGGUGACCCAUGAUGCAUUGCAGCCACAACCAAGUGUGUUGAAGAUUCUCCUUGUAGUAUUCAUGAGGGAGCUAUGAUUUUUUAUACAUAUAAAUAUGUCCAGAGUAGGUGCCUCAAGUGUAAAUAGAAUUGUAGGUUUUAAAAAAAUAUAUUUUACCACUGUACUGUGUUGUUGAAUUACACUUAACGAUGGAAGGACUCAUUUAGAUAUUGCAUAAUAUUGGCUGACUUUGGCAUUUUAUAGUAUUUUCUGUCAUAUCGUGAUACAAAAAUGCUACAUUCAUGAUUCCUCCAACAUCUUCACUUCAAGUGUAAAUAUUUCUCAGUUAUUUUUUAUUGUUUCUAGCAGUGUAACAGUAUUAUUUUUUUGUUUUCUAUACAUAGCGUUGCGCAAUUAUUUUUACAUUACUCAGGAGGUCUUCUUGUGUUCCAUAAAUAUUGGAUAUUACUGUAUAUGGUAGCUCAUAACUAUGCAAACUAAAAACAGCGUCAAAAAGCUCCAGUAUAACACACAUUAAAAAUGGUUGGUUUACUUGGAAAACAUAGAACGUGUGUACAUAUAUAUAUAUAUAUA